CAAAAUCUACUAUUCCCAGUUCUGCCGCGGCAGGUCUUUCCAGCUAAAUGCUAUCCGCCGCCGCCGCCCCCGCACAACCAACCUACAUACUCCGCGGCCACGCCACGCAGAUCCACUCCGUGCACUUCUACUCCUCCAACACCCGCCUCGCCACGGCCGACGCCUCGGGCUGGGUAAUCCUCUGGUCCCUGUCCACGCGCCGCGCAACCGCGGUCUGGAAAGCCCAUGAAGGAUCCGUGCUGAAAGUCGAUGACUGGGAUGGGAAGAUAAUCACGCAUGGGAGGGAUAAUAAACUUUUUGCGUGGAGGGUUGAGGAGGUGGGGAUGGAUGUGUUGUUGCCGGUCGACGACGAGGUGGGCUGGAGGCGGAGGCCGUGGCUGGUGGCUUCGCUGGAUGUGAAUGCGCUGAAUUUUUGCGGGUUUGGGGGGUGGGCUGGUGCCGCCGCUGCUCCUGCUGCUGCGGGAGAGGGGGAGUAUUUGGCUGCGGUGCCGGCGCCGCUGAGGGCUGAGGAUGUUGAUAUUAUGAGGCUUCCGGAUGGUGCAAGGGUUUAUGCGGGUGUUCGGCAUGAGGGAGUGAAGACUGGUAUGGCAAUGGCACUAUCAAUGUUCUACUCUGGAGAACAUCUAGUGUUGAUCGCGGGGUACGAGAGCGGACAUGCAGUAGUGUACAAGUGGGAUACAAAAGACACCUGGAAAGUAGUAUAUACUCAUAAACCGCAUUCACAACCAAUCCUAUCCCUCUCUAUAUCACCAACACCAGGUACAAAUCCGUACUUCAUAACCUCCUCCGCCGACGCCACGAUCGCAAAACACCCUCUGCCCAUCCUCACUACCACCCCUACCCCCAACACUCCCGAUACUCCCCCGCCAAACGAGCCCAUUAAAGUCAUAGACACAAAGCACUACGGCCAGCAAUCAAUCACCAUACGCUCCGAUGGAAGGAUCUUUGCAACUGCCGGGUGGGACUCUAGGAUUAGGGUUUAUUCGGUCAAGACUAUGAAGGAGUUGGCGGUGUUGAAGUGGCAUAAGGAGGGAUGCUACGCUGUUGCUUUUGGGGAGAUUCUAGAUGGUGGGGGCGGUGGUGGUGGGGGGGAGCGGCAAGGGAGUGAUGGUGACGGGAGGGAAGUGCUUAGUGUUGAGAAGAGACGGGAGAAAAAGAUUAAGGAGACGCAUUGGGUUGCGGGCGGAGCGAAGGAUGGGAAGGUUUCGUUGUGGGAGAUUUAUUGAGGAGGGGGGGUCUUGUAAGGUGUGGUGAUAUAUGGUUUACCGGAGCGGUAAAUUAAUGGCUUCCAUGGUGGUAGGUACCGUAGAAACUCGAACAAUUGGUACUCGCACUCGCAUGGGGGCAUUAAAGUUGCCUUUACUGGUAAGGUCCGGCGCUUGUUUGUUUCUUUGUCUUAAGCUGGGACUGAGAGGGUCAGUUUUCGCAGUGUUUUCACCCCCCCUCUAAUCAUGAGAGGGAACUUUGGACGUCUUAGCGGUAGAUAGUCGUAUGAUACCAGUAUUUGAAGCCCAUUGAGCCCGCGCAUGACGUUGGAUGGUAUCAUACUUGCCUUGUAUUUACGAGUAUAAUGACUGGCUAUUGCGUGAGAAAGCCAUCUCCGAGGAUAUUAUAUUUA
This is a messenger RNA of Tuber melanosporum (Perigord truffle), 1618 nucleotides long. RefSeq lists its product as uncharacterized. Gene Ontology annotation, molecular function: protein binding. NCBI's taxonomy places the organism in Eukaryota, Fungi, Ascomycota, Pezizomycetes, Pezizales, Tuberaceae. The record is from RefSeq and is a predicted model, not a curated record. The transcript has 5 exons. The coding region runs from base 48 to 1226 and encodes 392 amino acids.